UGGCGGCGGUGAGCGGUCGCCAAUGUUUGAGGGAAGCGGCGCAGGAGUGCCGAGAACCAAUCACCCCCCGCUUCCGUCCCAACUCUCCGAGGUUGUUGGUGCUGCCGCUUUUUGGAGACGACCUAGAAGACGGCCAGGGCCCACAGUUUCAGGCAACUCUCACCUCGUCCCGGCUUUCUCAUCUCGGCCCGGCUUGUGGAGUUCAAAUUUGACAGAAAUUCGAAUUUGACGAGCUUCCCCUGAAACGCACAGCCAUGUCGCCCGACGCCAACCGCGGCGCUGCUCUGGCAGCUGAUGGUCUGGAAAUCGACGUCGACCGGCACGGCGGCGAGGCGGCGCCGACCGAGCCCGUGCCGAAACCUCAGCUCGGCGCGGCGUUUGGACUCGACGAUGCUGUCAUUGCAGCGCUCCCCGCGCCCGGCUCCAAGCUUGUGGCCGCGAGGCACUACGCCCGGUCACUGUGGGGGCAGACGGCCAAGGUGACGGCCGAGCUGCCCGACGGGACGACAGAACACUACUUCCUCAAGACCGUCCGCCUCGGCGAGACGGGCCGUGUGAUGGUCACCGGCGAGUUCGCAUCGCUGCAGGCGCUGCACGCCGUGUCGCCGACGCUUGUCCCAGUCCCGCAUGCCUGGGGCGCCUACACCAACACCAGCCCCAGCCCUGGCCUCCAAAGUGAUGACGAGCCGACAUAUUUCCUGCUGACGCAGUUCCGCGAGGUAGCCGCGCAGCCACCGCCCAACGCGGACGCGUUCGCGGCGCGGGUGGCGGCGCUGCACGCGCGCUCGCAAUCGCCGACGGGCCAGUUCGGGUUCCACACGACGACGUGCCACGGGACGCUGGCACAGGCGACGGCGCGGUGGGACGCGUCGUGGGCGGUGCUGUUCCGCGCCAUGCUAGCGCGCAUGCUAGAACUGGAUGAUCCAGCGUGGCCGGCGGUCUGGCGGCAGGUCGCCGCGCUCGUGCUCGACCGCGUCGUGCCGCGGCUGCUCGGUGCGCUGCCGGCAGACCUCAAGCCGUGUCUGGUGCACGGGGACCUGUGGGACGAGAAUACCGCGGUUGAUGCUGCCGACGGCGAGCCGUUCGUGUUUGAUCCGGGGUCGUGCUAUGCGCACAACGAGUACGAGAUCGGCGACUGGCAUGCUGAGCGGCAUCGUCUGAGCAGGGCCGAGUAUGUCGAGAGCUAUAAGCGGUAUUUCCCGCCGACGGAGCCCAAGGAGGAAUGGGACGAUCGGAACCUGCUGUACUCUCUGCGGUUUGAUCUCGGGGCGGCCAUCAUGAUUCCCGGCUGCAAUCUGCGACAAGUUGUAAGAAGAAAUAUGGUGAUUUUGUGCCAAAAGUUUUGCCCUGAAGAGUUGGCUGAGUGCGGUCAGCUUGAAUGAGCAGGCGAAGCAAGACAGGCUUUUGUUUUCACCUUCCGCAUGGUUCUUAGAUUAACAUGAACAAUUAUCGGUAUCGGUGAGCGGACAAAAUGAGAUAACUAGAUGGUUCAUCUCAAAAUUCCGCCGUCGUGCUGAGCUAUUGGCAUUUGGGAGGUGAUUGUUUGUGGUCAAGGGUAGAGCUGAUCGAUUUCUCCCAUUAUGCUCCACAACUUCUCACAUAAGCCAAAUGCCUA
This is a messenger RNA of Lasiosphaeria miniovina, 1615 nucleotides long. RefSeq names its product Fructosamine kinase-domain-containing protein. The transcript is spliced from 5 exons. NCBI's taxonomy places the organism in Eukaryota, Fungi, Ascomycota, Sordariomycetes, Sordariales, Lasiosphaeriaceae. The record is from RefSeq and is a predicted model, not a curated record. The coding region runs from base 255 to 1382 and encodes 375 amino acids.